CCGCCCCAGCAGCAGCCGCACCUUGACCCACCUCCGACCCUCACCUCGCACCGCCCCGUCCUCAUCAGCUCGACCAUGGCCGCCAACGCAGCCAACGAGAUCGACAACCUCAUCAGCGGCUCUGGCUCGACCGGUGGCUUGGGCGUCGCAGGUGGCAGCGGCGGCAUCCCGUCCAACUUUGACGCCGCGAACGCCCAGAACGACGAGGGGAUUGAAAUGGCCUUUGCGGUCUCCUGUAUGGAACAAGCGGAAACCUACUUUAACUUGAUCACCAAGGUCAAGCCGUCGUCGCUCAAGCGGUUGACCAAGUGGGACGAGGAGAUUGUCGAGGCGUUCCUCCAGAACUUUCCCGAAUACAACUUCGCCGACAAGCUCAAGGUGCUCAACGAGGACGAGAUCAAGAGCGCCAACGGCAAGAGGAGGUGGCGCGAGUUCAUGAUGCCGUUCGAGAAGAAAGUUGACGAGUACAACUUUGGCACUUUGAUCCGGCUCGACUGCACCAAGGACUACUCGCAGGAGAACUCGAUGUUUGGCUACCGCCUCCAGUUCUACGCGAUCGAGAUCCUCCGCAACCGCAAGGGCCUCAACGACGCCGUGUGGCAGCAGGCGCAGGACGACCCGACGGCGUUCGCGUGAGCGGCGGCGAGCGACGGCGAGCAGCGAGCGGCGAGCCGCGAGCUCGUGUGGGAGGGCUGAGAGCGGGAACGGGGCGGGCUCGAGCGCAGCAGGCGAGGCGAGCCGGGGCGAGAUGUGUAAAGACCAGCUUUCAGACGCUCC
This is a messenger RNA of Rhodotorula graminis WP1, 777 nucleotides long. RefSeq lists its product as uncharacterized. The coding region runs from base 76 to 636 and encodes 186 amino acids. NCBI's taxonomy places the organism in Eukaryota, Fungi, Basidiomycota, Microbotryomycetes, Sporidiobolales, Sporidiobolaceae. The record is from RefSeq and is a predicted model, not a curated record. Gene Ontology annotation, cellular component: cytoplasm. The transcript has 5 exons.